Molecule: messenger RNA, 1201 nt
Organism: Sapajus apella (tufted capuchin)
Lineage: Eukaryota; Metazoa; Chordata; Mammalia; Primates; Cebidae
Product: beta-1,4-galactosyltransferase 7
Exons: 4
Coding region: 66-569 (167 amino acids)
Biological process (GO): proteoglycan biosynthetic process; carbohydrate metabolic process
Molecular function (GO): xylosylprotein 4-beta-galactosyltransferase activity
Source: RefSeq, a predicted model, not a curated record
UCAACCGAGCAGCGCUCAUCAACGUGGGCUUCCUGGAGAGCAGCAAUAGCACGGACUACAUUGCUAUGCACGACGUUGACCUGCUCCCUCUCAACGAGGAGCUGGACUAUGGCUUCCCUGAGGCUGGGCCCUUCCACGUGGCCUCCCCGGAGCUCCACCCUCUCUACCACUACAAGACCUAUGUUGGCGGCAUCCUGCUGCUGUCCAAGCAGCACUACCAGCUGUGCAACGGGAUGUCCAACCGCUUCUGGGGCUGGGGCCGUGAGGACGAUGAGUUCUACCGGCGCAUUAAAGGAGCCGGGCUCCAGCUUUUCCGCCCCUCGGGAAUCACAACUGGGUACAAGACAUUUCGCCACCUGCAUGACCCAGCCUGGCGGAAGAGGGACCAGAAACGCAUCGCGGCUCAAAAACAGGAGCAGUUCAAAGUGGACCGGGAAGGAGGUCUGAACACUGUGAAGUACCAUGUGGCUUCCCGAACGGCCCUGUCAGUGGGCGGGGCCGCCUGCACUGUCCUCAACAUCAUGUUGGACUGUGACAAGGCUGCUACACCCUGGUGCACAUUCAGCUGAGUUGGAUGGACAGUGUGGAAGCUUGUGCGUACAGGCCACGUUGCUCAGGCUCAGGACAAGGCCUCAGGUCCCAGGCCCAGCUCCAAGAGGAUGUUGAGUGUCCGGGACCAAGACAGCAAGCUACACAACUGCAGCCGCCCGGCCACCGAGGCAGGCUUGAGCUGGACCAGGACACAUGGGGUGCCUGGGACGCUGCUAGCCAUGGACAGUGAUCAGAGAGAGGCUGGGAUGUGUCCUGAGUGGGACCCCCCCGCCUUUCUGCUCACCCUACUCUGCCCUCCCUCACGUGCCAAGACCUGUGGGCAGUGGGGAGGGCUGAACAGGACAACCUCUCAUAAACCCCGCUUUUGUUCCUUCCCACUGGGCCGCCUUGUGCAGAGACACAGCAUAGGAGCCAGCAGCUUGCAUAGGUGACAGUUGUGACUGGGAGGGUUAGAACUUCAGAAACCCGAGCACAAGCCCCACAGAGGGGAACAGCCAGCACUGCUCCAGCUGGUUGUCGCCGUGCCGGAUUGUGCGUCUAGUGUCGCCAGAUCCUCUGAUUUUUCGAAAGAAACUAGAAUGCUGGAUUCUUAGGUGAAAUCUUCUGAUUUUUAAAUGAUAGCACCUAAAUGAAACUUUCAAAAAGUUUG